AUGGAUGGACGCACGUAUCCGAGGAUCUCUCGAGCAUGUCUGAUUACGGCGUGUCUUUUACCAAUGUUUUGGAUUUCGGCGACCGCAGACAUGCGGCGAAAACGAUUAGACAUUGGCGGGAUCAGAAGGGACGGUCGUCUGCACAUCGCCGAGCUCCACAUAUCGUCUCAAGUGGAGUCUAGAUUUGCCACUGUGGAUGUGUACAGUCGAAUGGUGAACCAGGACAACGCAAGUACGCAUGCGUCGUUCGUCGUUCAGAUUCCAGAAACGGCCUUCAUAACCAAUUUCUCCAUGGUCAUCAAUGGGACGUCGUAUUUAGGCAAAGUGGAGGAGAAGACGGAGUCGAAAAAGUUCGACGUAGCCCAGGAAGAGGGACAGUCUGCGUGGCAGAUCAGUUACCACGGAAGGGACAGAGACAGAGACAUGGAUGUCUUCGAGAUUGACGUGAAUGUGGCGGCAAAUUCCGAGGUGUCGUUUGAACAUAUACCAAGAAUUGCUAGAGCGCAGACUCAAGCUUCAAGGAAUCGCAAGGUUUCAAGGACUUUGCUGUCAAGUUACCGCAAAAACACUUUAAACACGACGGGCUCUCGAAGUAGUGCAAAGAUCCACGCGUCUUCAAUGACUAGAACCAUCAUGUAUAAACCAACAGCCGAGGAACAAAGAAGAUUCAACGUCGACACGGGCAUUGGUGGCGAAUUCAUUGUGGAAUAUGACGUUAACCAGAGAAAAGAUGGGGGUGUCAUGAUCAUUAAGGAUGACUGCUUCAUCCACUACGUGGCUCCCCAAAAUCUCCAACCUUUGGCAAAGAACAAUGUGUUUCUUGUCGACAUCGGUGGGUCUAUGGCAGGUGAGAAAAUACAACAAACGAAUUCCUUGUUGGUAAUCCUUGAUAAGCUAAGACCAGAAGAUGUUUUCAACAUUUUGCUGUUUGGCGAUGAUCUGAGCAGAUGGCGUCCUGAUCCGCAGGAAGCUAGUAAAACUAACACUGAAGCGGCGAAGGAUUACGUACGACAAAGAGUUCAAGCUUCAGGUUACACCAACAUUAAUGAUGCUUUGUUGGAAUCUAUUGCUUCCCUGAAGAGCUCGUUCAGUCUGCCUGGCAAUAGAGCCAAUCUGAUCGUGUUCGUGUCAGACGGUGAACCAUCAACAGGUGAAACGGACACUGAAACGAUUCGAAUUAACGUCCUAUCAGCUAACGAUGGGGAUAAAACAAUUGUCAUUUUCUCACUUGCCUUUGGAUUUGAUUUAGACUUUGAAUUCUUGAAAAGACUUUCUUGGGAUAACGACGGUGAGGCGCAUCAGAUCAGAGACGACCAAGAAGCAAACACCAAGCUGACAAACUUUUUCCUGCGAGUAGAAAAGGUUGUGUUACAGAAUGUGGACAUGCAAUAUGACCAGAACGUGGUGGAUCCUAACAACGUAACUCGAGUGAAAUACCAAUACUAUUUUGAGGGAAGUGAACUUGUUGUCGCAGGCAAAACGAAUUCCGCUGUGGGUACGUCAGAUAAAAUGAACGCUAGCGUUGUUGGUAUAGCAAAGCACGGCAAAGUGGAACUGGGAGUAUCAAAGAAAAUGGUCCUCUCAAAACAGUCCGAUUCCGCAUGCAAACUGUACGCUUAUCUCAAAAUUAAGGAUCUGCUAGAAGCGACUACCGUCACAGUUACGAAACGAUUUCGCGCAAUAAUGGCUGUGGCUACUCAUUUAAUGAUAUUCGUAUCAGGAAUGAUUACUGUGUGUUUCCUCCACACGACUCUGGCUUCGGCGGACGGGAAUUAUCAGGUGUUUGUGUUCGGUGUAGAGAAAUCGCGAGAAAAGCGAUCGGGGCGUGGAGAACUGCAGACCGGCGAUCAACAACAACAACAACCAGACAUCACCGAGCUUGUUAUUACGUCUCAAGUGGAAUCCAGAUUUGCCACCGUCGUCGUCUUCAGCCGAAUGGUGAACAAAGACAACACAAGCAAGGAAGCGUCGUUUGUUGUUCAGAUUCCUGAAACUGCGUUCAUAUCCAAGUUCUCGAUGGUGAUCAACGACACGACGUAUCUAGCGAAGGUGUACGAAAAGAAGAAGGCCCAGCAGAAGUAUGACGAAGCAAAGAAGAAAGGUCAGUCUGCCGGGCAGGUCAGCCACCAGGGCAGGACGGCCGGUAGACAUAUGGAAAUGUUUAACAUCAACGUCAACGUGGCGCCAAAUUCCGAAGUGUCGUUUGAAAUGACAUACCAAGAACUGCUGGAGCGCAGACGAUCGAAAUACAUCCAGAGGUUUAAGAUCCAACCUCUGCAGGUUGUGCCUCGUCUCUCGCUGAAGGCAGAUUUCAAGGAAACGCAAGGUUUCGAAGAAUUUUCUUUCCGGUUGCCCAACAGCACAACAGAAAUGACGACGUCCGAAGGUAGUGCAGAGCUACAAGCGACUCCGUCGACUAGAAAAAUUAUCUACAAUCCAACAGUCGAGGAACAGAAGAAAUUCAAUGUUCAAACGGGGAUUGACGGCGAAUUUAUAGUGACCUAUGACGUUAGAUUUAGAACAGACGGGGGCGUUAUGCUUGUUAAGGACGAUUGCUUCAACCACUACGUGGCGCCCAGUAAACUUCUGCCUUUGGAAAAGAACAUAGUCUUUCUCAUUGACGUCAGCGGGUCUAUGUCAGGUCACAAAAUAAAACAGGCAAGAGAGUCGCUUUUGGUCAUCCUCGCCAAGCUCAGACCAGAAGACGUCUUCAACAUUUUGGUGUUUAGUACCUCGGUGAGUAGAUGGCGUUCUGCACCGCAGAAAGCUAGCAGUGCCAACGUUGAAAUGGCGACGGCGUAUGUAAAGGAUAAGGUUGUAGCUGGCGGCGGCACCAACAUUAAUGACGCUUUGUUGGAAGCUAUUGGGACGUUGAAGAACUCGUUCAGUCUUCCAGGAGUGCGGGCAAGUCUGAUCGUGUUUUUGACAGACGGAGAACCGACAGAAGGUGUUACAGAUACAAAGAAGAUCCGGAAUAACGUCAUGGAGGCCAACAGUGGAGAGAAAAGAAUCGGUAUUUUUUCCUUAGCUUUCGGAUUUAAUUUAGACAUCGAAUUCUUGAAGACACUGUCAUGGGAAAAUGGCGGCUUCGCGCGUCGAAUUUAUGCCGAACAAGAUGCGGAAUCCCAGCUGAUGAAUGUCUAUUUGGAAAUACAGACCCCGGUGUUGGUGAACUUGGACGUAAAAUAUGACGUUAAGAUGGUUGACCCUAGCGAUGUCACUCGGGCCAACUACCUCCAGUAUUUUGAUGGAACUGAAGUCGUUAUUGCUGGCAAAACUAAAGUCGUAGUGGACAGACCUAACACGAUGAAUGUGAGUGUUGUUGGAAUGGCAAAACACGGCUUAAUGAACCUAGCGGUCGUGUCAAGGCAGGUGAUUUUCAAAGAGGACACGUUUUCCACGUGUAAACUGUACGCUUAUCUCAAAAUAAAGGAUCUGCUACGACAAAAGGCCAUUGCUAAGACCGAAGAAGAGGCGGACAGCUUUGAACGCAAAGCGCUGAACAUGUCUCUGGAAUAUGGGUUCGUGACUCCACUGACGUCUUUGGUGGUGGUUCAGGGAGACGAAGAAAUAAAAACGAAUCGCAGGGUGUCCAAGGAUUUGUUUUCGUCAUAUGCCUCUUCUACCAGAUAUAUCAUACCUAGUGUCUUCGUGUGUUACCUAUCUUCUGUGAUUUCUGUUUUUGUGUUCUAUUUUGUCGUUGAACUGAUAUACCAAGAAUUGCUAGAGCGCAGACUGUCUAAAUACAUCCAGAGGUUCAUCAUUCAGCCAUUUCAGAUUGUCCCUGAUCUUAAUUUAACAGCAAGCUUCAAGAAAUCGCAAGGUUUCAAGGACUUUGCUGUCAAGUUACCGCAAAACACUUUAAACACGACGGGCUCUCGAAGUAGUGCAAAGAUCCAUGUGUCUUCAAUGACUAGAACCAUCAUGUAUAAACCAACAGCCGAGGAACAAAGAAGAUUCAACGUCGACACUGGCAUUGGUGACGAAUUCAUUGUGGAAUAUGACGUUAACCAGAGAAAAGAUGGGUGUGUCAUGAUCAUUAAGGAUGACUGGUUCAUCCACUACGUGGCUCCCAAAAAUCUCCAACCUUUGGCAAAGAACAUCGUGUUUCUCGUUGACAUCGGUGGGUCUAUGGCAGGUGAGAAAAUACAACAAGCACGAAAUUCCGUCUUGGUAAUCCUUGAUAAGCUAAGACCAGAAGAUGUUUUCAACAUUUUGCUGUUUAGCGAUGACGUGAGCAGAUGGCGUCCUGAUCAGCAGAAAGCUAGUAAAACUAACACUGAAGCGGCGAAGGAUUACGUACAACAAAGAGUUCAAGCUUCAUGUGGCACCAACAUUAAUGAUGCUUUGUUGGAAUCUAUUGCUUCCCUGAAGAGCUCGUUCAGUCUGCUUGGCAAUCGAGCCAAUCUGAUCGUGUACGUGUCAGACGGCGAACCAUCAACAGGUGAAACGGACACUGAAACGAUUCGAACUAACGUCCUAUCAGCUAACGAUGGGGAGAAAACAAUUGUCAUUUUCUGACUUGCCUUUGGAUUUAAUUUAGACUUUGAAUUCUUGAAAAGACUUUCUUAGUAUAACGACGGAGAGGCACAUCAGAUCAGAGACGACCAAGAACUUUUUCCUGUGAAUAGAAAAGUUUGCGUUACAGAAUGUGGACAUGCUAUAUGACCAGAACGUGGUGGAUCCUAACAAUGUAACUUGAGUGAAAUACCAGUACUAUUUUGAGGGAAGUGAACUUGUUGUCGCAGGCAAAAUGAAUUCCGCUGUGGGUACGCCAGAUAAAAUAACGCUAGCGUUGUUGGUAUAGCAAAGCACGGCAAAAUGGAACUGGGAGUAUCAAAGGAAAUGGUCCUCUCAAAACAUUCCUAUUCCGCAUGCAAACUGUACGCUUAUCUCAAAAUAAAGGACCUGCAACGACAAAAGGCCAUUGCUAAGACCGAAGAAGAGGCGGACAGCUUUGAACGCAAAGCUCUGGACAGGUCUUUUGAGUAUGGGUUCGUGACUCCACUGACGGCAUUCGGGGUGGUACCAGGAGAUCCGAUAGGUCAUUGGGGAAGACCACAGACGGUCGCUGAGCCAGCUCCUACCCAAUCUCCUCUUCGUUCUGUCAACGCUGCGAAUUCUGCAAACACUACAAAUUCUGCUCGGUUUAUUACACCCAGUUUUGCCUUGUAUUACCUAACCGUAAUGACUGCUGUUUAUCCUUAAAAAAAAAAAGAACAAGGCGCAUUUGUAGCAUCAUAGACCCUUUGGUAUAUUAGGGUUCUGGAGUUUCAGAAUCAAUAUUGACAUGACCGCAAGCAUCAUUUAGUGCUCACAGACCUCGGUCUAUGCACCUAUUGAUUAACCAAUUGUAACUUCACAUCUGUCAGUUAGUUAACACGUAGCGAUCAGUAACUGUUCUUGUAUUCCAUACUUCACAGACACUGUACUUGUUCCAUAGUUCUGAUAGGGACUCGUAUGAGUGGUGCAUGCUUUUAUUUGUAUUACCAGGGCUUCUAGAUUAUGAUAGCCCCACUCCCAUUGCUAGUGAUAUUCAGUGUUGGGCUAGUAAAUACCUACUAUAACUAGCCCGACGGCUAGUAGAAACAAAAACCCUUGCCUAAUGCUGCAGUUACAUAUUUUGUAAAUAUGAAUAUCCUGCCCCCUCUUUCCACUCCCAGUUUAAGGAUUUUUAAGCUCUAUAUCCCUUUUUAGGUGACAUAUCUGAUUA
This is a messenger RNA of Gigantopelta aegis, 5713 nucleotides long. RefSeq lists its product as uncharacterized. The record is from RefSeq and is a predicted model, not a curated record. Lineage: Eukaryota; Metazoa; Mollusca; Gastropoda; Neomphalida; Peltospiridae.